Messenger RNA from Bombina bombina (fire-bellied toad), 3776 nucleotides. It is a transcript of the gene FSTL1, whose product is annotated as follistatin like 1. The coding region runs from base 180 to 1088 and encodes 302 amino acids. The transcript has 11 exons. Gene Ontology annotation, biological process: regulation of BMP signaling pathway; multicellular organism development; cell differentiation. Gene Ontology annotation, molecular function: protein binding; calcium ion binding. NCBI's taxonomy places the organism in Eukaryota, Metazoa, Chordata, Amphibia, Anura, Bombinatoridae. The record is from RefSeq and is a predicted model, not a curated record.
UACACAGAGGGGAGGGCAGUCAGUAUUUAGGAUACAGGGAGGGGAGGGAUACAGGGAGGAGGGAUAUACAGAGGGGAGGGCAGUCAGUAUUUAGGAUACAGUUUCAGCAGCACAGCCCAGUAAAGACAAUCGUAUCGUACAGAAGAAGAGAAGAUCAGACCCCUGCACAGACACCUACAAUGCUGCUGAGGACUCUGCCGUUGCUGGCCUUGCUAGCCCUGCCCUGUGCCCAGGCUCUGGAAGAACCAAAGAGCAAAUCCAAGAUCUGCGCCAAUGUCUUCUGUGGUGCUGGCAGGGAGUGUGCAGUAACAGAGAAGGGAGACCCUACCUGCUUGUGUAUUGAGAAAUGUAAAUCCCAUAAGCGACCUGUGUGUGGUAGCAACGGCAAAACCUACCUGAACCACUGCGAGCUGCACCGGGACGCCUGUCUGACCGGCUCUAAGAUACAAGUAGACUAUGACGGACAUUGUAAAGAGAAGACGUCUGACACCCCAGCAGCAAGCCCAGUUGUAUGUUACCAGUCUGAUCGUGAUGAGCUGCGCAGACGCGUUAUCCAGUGGUUAGAGGCUGAGAUCAUCCCUGAUGGCUGGUUCUCCAAAGGCAGCAACUACAGUGAUAUCCUCGAAAGAUAUUUCAAGAGUUAUGAUGAUGGAGAUUCUCGUCUGGACUCCUCAGAAUUCCUGAAAUUCCUGGAACAAAACCAGACAGCAAUUAACAUCACCACAUACAUGGACCAGGAGACCAACAAGAUUCUCAAGGGGUUGUGUGUUGAAGCCCUUAUUGAGCUGUCAGAUGAGAAUGCCGACUGGAAAUUGAGCUUUAAUGAAUUCCUGAAGUGCCUGAACCCAGAAUUCCAACCAGCUGACAAAAAGUGCGCACUAGAAGAUGAGACAUACGAGGAUGGCGCAGAGACCCAAGUGCAGUGCAAUAGAUGUGUGUGUGCCUGCGGCAACUGGGUGUGCACCGCCAUGUCUUGUGAAGGAAAGAACGAGCAGCCAGAAGAUCAGAUGCUCAGAUAUGUAGAUGAGCUGAGGAAGCACCAGGAGACAGUUGAACAAUCCAAGAGUAUGAACACAAAGGACAUAUAAUUUCAUGGUCCGGAUUCCCUGUGCUGCUUGGCGCUCCUGGCGCUGAUCCGGCUGACACUAUUAAUCUAUAGGAGUGGGCAGGGGAAUCAGCUUUAAUCACAUUGAGGAAAAAUCAAUAUGUUUGUAGGGCAUAGGUGCAAAAAUGAGGGGAGGGGGCCUUGGGUUUUUGACCCCCACCAUAAAUGAUUAGUUCACUUCAUUUCAAUGUGGCUUGUGGCCACUUACCUGUGUUUGCCUCCUGAUUUUUAAAGUAAUAAGGCACUCGGGAGUUGCGCUGCCAUGUGAGUGAGUUUUGGUGCCUUUACAUUACCUAUCAGGGUUAUAAACUCAUGAAAUAAUGCCACUUGUUACAGCAUUAGUAUCUGCUGUAUUGUAAACAGUUAAUGUAAAUUAAUUUCAGUCCAGUUCACACAAACUAAAUGCAUUGCAAACCUGACAAUAUACGCAGAGAUGUCACAUAGCCAAAAAAUACUCUGCAGUGUAAUGAAACCUUCUGUCCUGUCAGGUGGAUUAUAAAUAGAUAACAGAACCAAAUGAUUUGUAAAAACAACUUGUGAGGCUCCAUAUUUUGUAAGAUACCAGAAUUGAACCUGCUGUUGUGUAAUAUUGUUAUUAUUUCCCAUUCUUGCUGAGUGCCUUAUUGACACCUGUCAGUAUAUUAGCCCUCCCAUACAUUGUCCUGUAGUGCCCCUGGUGUAUUUAGCUGUGUGCAAGGGAGUGAUUAUUCCUAGAGAUACAUGUUUACUAAUUAACCCAUUGUAUGCCAUCUGCGGCCCUUACCUUCCCAUGAUGGGCCAUGGUUUCUGUAUAGCUGUGGGUGAGCGCAUCCAGUAGCUCAGGUAUUGUGACUGACUCACCUGUACACUUCAGGGAAAGCGGGGAAUCUGACCUGGCACCAGCUCCUGAAGGCCACAGAGUGUAGCCAAGGGAAACUCUUAUGUGCAUCACCUUGGCAGGGAACAGGACAACACAUAUAGGGCCCAUUCAUCAGCUCCUGAAGGCCACAGAGUGUAGCCAAGAUAAUCUCUUAUCCACAUCACCUUGGCAGGGACCAAGACAACACAUAUAGUGCUCAUUCAUAAGCUCCUGUAGGCCACAGAGUGUACUCAAGGGAAACUCUUAUGUGCAUCACAUUGACAGGGACCAGGACAACCCAUAUAGGGCUCAUUCACCAGCUCCUGAAGGCCAAAGAGUGUAGCCAAGGGAAACUCUUAUGUGCAUCACAUUGGCAGGGACCAGGACAACACAUAUAGUGCUCAUUCAUAAGCUCCUGUAGGCCACAGAGUGUAGUCAAGGGAAACUAGUGCACAUCACCUUGACAGGGACCCCAGGACAACACAGAUAGUGCUCAUUCAUCAGCUCAUGUAAGUCACAGAGUGUAGCCAAGGGAAAUUCUUAUGUGCUUCACAUUGGCAGGGACCAGGACAACCCAUAUACAGUAGUGCUCAUUCAUUAGGUUCUGAAGGCCACAGAGUGUAGCCAAGGGAAACGCUUUUGUGCAUCAGAUUGGCAGAGACCAGGACAACACAUAAAGUGCUCAUUCAUCAGCUCCUGAAGGCCACAGAGUGUAGCCAAGGGAAACUCUUAUGUACUUCACAUUGGCAGGGACCAGGACAACACAUAUAGUGCUCAUUCAUCAGCUCCUGUAAGUCACAGAGUGUAGUCAAGAGAAACUCUUAUGUGCUUCACAUUGGCAAGGACCAGGACAACACAUAUAGUGCUCAUUCAUCAGCUCCUGUAAGUCACAGAGUGUAGUCAAGGGAAACUCUUAUGUGCUUCACAUUGGCAAGGACCAGGACAACACAUAUAGUGCUCAUGCAUCAGCUCCUGUAAGUCACAGAGUGUAGUCAAGGGAAACUCUUAUGCACAUCACAUUGGCAAGGACCAGGACAACACAUAUAGUGCUCAUGCAACAGCUUUGCAAAUAUCCCCUUGAACUGCUUCUGUAAAGAAGCCAGGGUUGUUCUGGUAUUUCAGAGCUUAUCACUCACAAAACAUGUUAAAAUCAGAAUUCACUAAGAAUGAGUACAUUUAAGUGGGAAAAAUCUCUUCACAUUCUAGGUUGUUCAUUGCAGCUUAUUUGACUAAAAUAACUAAUCUAGGAAAUGAAGAGCUUUUAUUCACUUCAUGUGUCUCUGAAUCCUUUUUUUAUUGCUAGUUCCCCUCUUAUUAAGGUGCUAUGAUUUACAGGACACAGUCUAAGUGUAUCUUUUAUUUUUAUUUCCUGUCUUUAUCAGUAGUAUUUAGAAGUGUUCUAGUCAAUGUAGUGACUUUAUUUUAUAUUUUAAACUCUCCCAACCUUUUGUUUUGUGAUGAAAUGAUAGAUUUGUGCUUUUUCAGAGAGUGUGCAUUAGUCUGAGGUCACACAGGAGGCCAGUAAUCGUGUUCAAAAUAAUACACUGUAAUAAUAAGAGGCACCACUAGGGGGCAGAAACAUCAAGGAACUCCUGUUAACAUAAGCUUUAUUAUUAGUAAAAAGCUAUACAGGUAUUUGAUAAUAAUAUUUCAUAAAUUAAAAAUUACCCUGUGCUGAACAUUCAGUAAUCAGAUCUGCAAGUGGAAGCUUCUGUACCAACCUCUGUGUGUCCCCGUAUCAGUAUUCAUUGCAUAUAUUUCACCUUUAAUAUUUGUUUUUAUAUUUGUUCAUUUUUUUAUUCUAUACCAACCAAAUAAAAAAAAACUAUAAAA